Messenger RNA from Fusarium subglutinans, 2199 nucleotides. Its product is annotated as catalase-1. The record is from RefSeq and is a predicted model, not a curated record. Gene Ontology annotation, cellular component: cytosol. The coding region runs from base 1 to 2199 and encodes 732 amino acids. Gene Ontology annotation, molecular function: catalase activity; heme binding. Lineage: Eukaryota; Fungi; Ascomycota; Sordariomycetes; Hypocreales; Nectriaceae. Gene Ontology annotation, biological process: response to oxidative stress; hydrogen peroxide catabolic process. The transcript has 3 exons.
AUGACCGAGCAAGUUACCGGAGCUAUCAAACACGCAGUCAUGGGACACCGAAGCGAUAAGAUCGAUCAGCUCAAGGCCAACAUUGUUGAGCCCAGCGAGGACACUCGAAUUACCUCCGAUUAUGGAGUGAAGCAGAACAACACCGAUCACUGGCUGCGUGUGAACAGCGAGGAUCAGACGGGAGCCAGUCUCCUCGAGGACGCUUUUGGACGUGAGAAGAUUCAUCGUUUCGACCACGAACGUAUUCCCGAGCGUGUUGUCCAUGCCCGCGGUGCUGGUGCCCACGGCACAUUCAAGCUAUUCGAAUCCGCAGAAGAUGUCACCAAAGCCGGCGUAUUUACCGAUACAUCCAGAGAAACUCCAGUAUUUGUUCGAUUCUCGACUGUUUUGGGAAGCCGCGGCUCCGCUGAUACCGUUCGUGAUGUCCGUGGGUUUGCGGUGAAAUUCUACACCCAAGAAGGGAACAACAUACCUGUUUUCUUCAUUCAGGAUGCCAUGAAGUUUCCCGACAUGGUCCACGCUGGCAAACCCGAGCCGCACAACGAGGUACCUCAAGCGCAAUCUGCACACAACAACUUCUGGGAUUUCGUGUGGGGACACUCGGAGGCAACUCACAUGUACAUGUGGGCCAUGUCUGACCGCACAAUUCCCCGAUCCUACCGCAUGAUGCAAGGUUUCGGCGUCAACACCUACACUCUCAUCAACGACAAGGGCGAGCGCCGAUUCGUCAAGUUCCAUUUCACACCUGAGCUCGGAGUCCACUCCCUUGUUUGGGAUGAAGCUCUGAAGCUCGCUGGCCAGGACCCGGACUUCCACCGCAAGGAUCUUCAGGAGGCCAUCGAAAACGGCGCGUACCCAAAAUGGAAGUUCGGCAUCCAGGUGUUGGAAGAAUCUCAAGAGCAUGACUUUGACUUCGAUAUUCUCGACGCUACUAAGGUCUGGCCGGAAGACCAGAUCCCCGUCCGCUACAUCGGAGAACUCGAGCUCAACCGAGUUGUUGAUGAGUACUUCACCGAGACUGAGCAGGUCGCUUUCUGCACUAGCCAUCUCGUACCUGGUGUUGGCCCAUCAGAUGAUCCUCUUCUUCAGGGUAGGAACUUCUCUUACCAGGACACGCAGCUCAGCCGGCUUGGUAUCAACUGGGAAGAGCUACCUAUCAACAAACCCGUUUGCCCGGUCAUGAACUUUAACCGAGAUGGUGCCAUGCGACACACUAUUUCCAAGGGCAAGGUCAAUUACUGGCCUAACCGAUACGGCCACCAGCCCGCUGCUACCGUCCAGGAGGGUGCCUACGUUGACUACCAGCAAAAGAUUGCCGGUAUCAAGCAGCGCGCUCUUAGCAAGAAGUUCAAGGAUCACUUCUCCCAGGCUCAGCUGUUCUACAACUCUCUUUCCGAGAUUGAGAAGGCUCACGUCCAGGCUGCGUUCUCUUUCGAGCUGGAUCACUGCGACGAGGCUAUUGUGUACGAGCGCUUGACGGAGCGCCUGGGUGUGGUUGAUGGCGAGCUCGCAAACACUAUCGCCGAAAUGGUCGGCGGCAAGAAGCCUAUCGAAGCUAAGCCUAACCCAGGAAAGAAGGCCAAGAACCUGAGCCAGCUUGACUUCCUUCCCAAGACUCCAACUAUCAAGUCUCGCCGUAUUGCCAUCAUCAUCGCUGAUGGCUACGACCCUAUUGCCUUCAACGCCGUGUACGGCGCAAUCAAGGCUCAGAGCGCCCUUCCCUUCGUUAUCGGGCCUCGACGCUCCGCCAUCUUUUCUGCUAACGAGGAUUCAUCCUCCUCCAAGGGUAUUGUCCCUGACCACCACCUCGAGGGCCAGCGAAGCACCAUGUUUGACGCUAUUUUUGUGCCUGGCGGUGAGAAGUCUAUCCAGACACUUUCCAAGAAUGGCCGAGCUCUACAUUACAUUCGCGAGGCUUUCGGUCACUUGAAGGCCAUUGGUGGUACUGGUGAGGCCGUUGACCUGAUCAACAAGGCUAUCCAGCUUCCUGAGAUCUCACUCUCUGAGACAGACGGUAGCGGUGUUGUCGACAGCUAUGGCGUCGUUACUCUGAAGAAUGCUUCACCUGACAGCCUCAAGGAGAUUAUCACCGUUGCUUCUGAUGCCAAGGGCUUCCUGGAGAAGUUCGUAUUCAACAUCAGCCAACACCGUAACUGGCAGCGAGAGCUGGAUGGAUUGAGCACCAUGGUGGCAUACUAA